UUUCCCGCUGAGUUUCUUCACUCAUUUUCUGCAAUUCCGUCACAUCAGGCUUUGUUUUUGGAACACCCACAAACGCAUCACUUUCAAGAUGUUUAAAAUUUUUAGUGAAAUUGUCAAAGCAGUACCGAUUAGAAAAUUAGACGUAGUCGUAAAAAUUGCAGAGUUGCGCCCUUUUUCUUCCAAAAGUAAAAACCACGGUCUGACCGACUUUAGCAAAAAGAAGGCUUGCAAGGAGAAAGUAUGCAAAGAACGACCGGCCCAAACGUCCCCAGAAAAGCCCGAAUCAUGCGGGGAUAAACCCGAAGGCGUCACAACAUGGCGCCCCUGCCCGGAUCCAGCCAAGCAAAAAAAGUUCUCCUGCGAGGACAAUCAACCACAUGGAAUUGCACGGAGAACGAAACUUCAGGUUGCGGCCAAAUCCCCCUGCACGACCCCAGCGCCUUCGCUGCAGGCCCCCGACUGUUUCAUAGCGAAAACCCAGCUUUGCCCGAGGGCCUCGAUGCCCGGCUGCGGGAAGGCCAGGAUCCCGCCCCGUUGCGAACCGAAAAAGGCGGUCCGUGGUUGCGUCAGAGCGGCACCGCCCGUUGCGUCUUUUUCCGAGUGCUACGAAUUCCCAUUUCUGCCGCCGCUCCGCUCGGAGUGCACCUGCUUGACGGCAAAGAAAAUUUGUAUUUAUUGAAGGACGAGAUGAAUAUUUAAAAACAAUAUUGUUAAGCUGAGCUCAGAUAGAAACAAUUGUCAUAAAAACGUAGAAGG
Messenger RNA from Armigeres subalbatus, 756 nucleotides. RefSeq lists its product as uncharacterized. The transcript has a single exon. The coding region runs from base 89 to 679 and encodes 196 amino acids. NCBI's taxonomy places the organism in Eukaryota, Metazoa, Arthropoda, Insecta, Diptera, Culicidae. The record is from RefSeq and is a predicted model, not a curated record.